CGGCUAAAGUUUGUGUUCCACGCUGGAAGGCGCCUUGUUGUGACUGGCGAGGGGGUGGAGCUUCCGGUGCGGUGCAAAUCGGGAUUUGGGGAUUCCCCAACACGAGGAAGAGCUGACACCGCGACCGGCGACUUCCCACGGCAGCUCGGCUGUCUCUCUGCCCCGGCCGUUGUGUGAUGGAGCCGCAGCCUGAGUCUGGGAUGGAGCCGCCGCUCAGCCAGGAGACCUUUGAGGACCUGUGGAGCCUGCUGCCUCUGCAGGAUGUCUCUUAUGUCUCGGGGAACGAUCUGGGUUUUCCCGAGGACCCCCUGCUGCCCCCCGACAUGGCUGCGUUACAGGAGAGGGGGGUCAGCAGCUCCUUCACGGCCGUCGCCUCGCCCUCCGUGCCCUCGACGGAGGAUUACCCCGGAGCUUAUGGGCUGAAGCUGGAGUUUCAGCAGAACGGGACGGCCAAGUCUGUCACCUGCACGUACUCCGAGGAGCUGAACAAGCUGUUCUGCCAGUCUGCAAAAACCUGCCCCGUUCUGAUCCGCGUGAACAGUCCGCCCCCCAGCGGGGCAAUUCUCCGCGCCACGGCCGUCUUCAAGAAGUCUGAACACGUCGCCGAGGUGGUGAAGCGAUGUCCGCACCACGAGCGCUCGGCGGAACCGGGAGACGAUUCUGCCCCCCGGAGUCACCUGAUCCGCGUGGAGGGUAACUCUCUGGCUCAGUACGUGGAGGACCAGCACACGGGGCGGCACAGCGUCUGCGUGGCGUAUCAGGAGCCGCAGGUUGGGUCCGAGUGCACGACGGUCCUGUAUAACUACAUGUGUAACAGCUCGUGUAUGGGGGGCAUGAACCGCAGGCCCAUCCUCACCAUCAUCACCCUGGAGUCCAGAGACGGCGUGCUCCUCGGGCGGCGCUGCUUUGAGGUGCGGGUCUGCGCAUGUCCGGGACGAGAUCGGCGAUCAGAGGAAGAGAAUUACUCGAAAAAGAAAGGGCUGAAAAUCGGUGGAAAGAGAGAGCUUCCAGCCUCGCCUGCCCCAGACGCUCCUCUGCCCAAAAAGAGGGUGGUCGCCGAGGAGGAGACCUUCACGCUGCAGGUGCGAGGACGCGAACGCUACGAGAUGCUGAAGAAGCUGAAUGAGGCCCUCGAGACGCAGGAGAAGUUGGACCAACAAAAGCUGUCUCUGAAAUGCCGCAAGUGUCGCGAUGAAAUCAAACCGAAGAAAGGGAAGCGGCUCCUUCUAAAGGAAGAGCAGGACUCUGAAUAGGGGCCCCGGGGGCCCUCGCUAUCUCUGUGGCAGGCUGUAGGGGCCCUGAUGUAACUUGGGGGGUGCACCUGGGGCAGGCUGUAGUGUGGGGCCAUUCUAUACGUUGGCUGUAAGGGGGGGUCACCCUGUGUGGGGCCAGGGGCCAUUCUAUACGUUGGCUGUGGGGGGGGUGCCCCGUAACAUUCACUGCCAUUCCCUUUUUUUUGUAAUCCUAUUUUUGGUUAUUUUUUAAAUAAAAUCUUCACAUUUUCACUGUAA
Molecule: messenger RNA, 1511 nt
Organism: Spea bombifrons (plains spadefoot toad)
Lineage: Eukaryota; Metazoa; Chordata; Amphibia; Anura; Pelobatidae
Gene: TP53
Product: tumor protein p53
Exons: 11
Coding region: 177-1253 (358 amino acids)
Biological process (GO): apoptotic process; protein tetramerization; regulation of transcription by RNA polymerase II
Cellular component (GO): nucleus
Molecular function (GO): protein binding; DNA-binding transcription factor activity, RNA polymerase II-specific; RNA polymerase II cis-regulatory region sequence-specific DNA binding
Source: RefSeq, a predicted model, not a curated record